This is a messenger RNA of Alternaria conjuncta, 852 nucleotides long. RefSeq lists its product as uncharacterized. NCBI's taxonomy places the organism in Eukaryota, Fungi, Ascomycota, Dothideomycetes, Pleosporales, Pleosporaceae. The coding region runs from base 1 to 852 and encodes 283 amino acids. The transcript has a single exon. The record is from RefSeq and is a predicted model, not a curated record.
AUGGCUUCGCGUUUCCGGAGCGAAGCGAUGACAUUGACGAGAACGGCAGUACGAUACUUCGACCGACCCAUCGACACACUCAAUACCAUACAACUCACCGCCUUGAAAAACAUUCAAACCUGGAUACAACACUACAUGUCGCUGAUUUUCCCCAACACACCAGCUGAGUCACCUGCCAGUCUCGACGAAGUCUUUCCCAUACCCUCGAUCCGCGACCUGUGGACGCAGAUCAACGUCCUUUUCUUCGGCUCUGACAUGUUCUACCGCAAAUCCAAAUUCCGUUGGCUCACUGAGUUUCACAUUCAGUAUCCAGACGUGAUGGGCGCAGCGUGGCGCGACUAUUACUACAAUAUCACGAUAGAACCAACUCUAGAUAGCUUCGACAUGCUUGGCACUCUGUUACACGAAAUCUGUCAUUCAUUCUUCCAACAAUACUCCUGUCAAAGCUGCCGUAGUCGUGCAGGAAACCUCUGCUCAGACGGCCAUGGACGCGCAUGGCAAAUUCUCUCUUCCGCUAUGGAACGCAAGUUCACGGAAUUUACUGGACUGCCGAUUGACCUCGGUCGGUUUGAGGCCAUACGACACCAUUGGAAAAACAGGGUUCAGUUGUCUACUUUACACGACUUUGGGGAUUGGGAAUUGGAGAGGCAGACCUUGAUGCGGAGUUAUGAAUGUGAUCUCCAGGCGGCGGUUGCGUCGCAUGUCGGACGAGGUGCGAAGGUUGAAGACUUCCCGUUGAAGGUAUAUGGUGAGUAUUGGUGGGUCGAUAUGGUGCAGGCGACAGACUUCAUGAGAGAGGCCGGGCUGGGCCGCGACAUGGACAUUCAAGCACAGGGUAAGCUACUGGAGUGA